Molecule: messenger RNA, 930 nt
Organism: Exophiala oligosperma
Lineage: Eukaryota; Fungi; Ascomycota; Eurotiomycetes; Chaetothyriales; Herpotrichiellaceae
Exons: 2
Coding region: 1-885 (294 amino acids)
Source: RefSeq, a predicted model, not a curated record
AUGUCAGCGAUCGCAACCUGGGCCAUGUCAUUGGCAACGACGGCAGGCACCGAGAAGCAGACUUCAAAUAUUUACGGGUCAUCUCGAGAGCUAGAGAGACGAUUGACCAGUCGAGGAGGCGGUCUGCUUGAAAUUGUCUCUGGAAAGGUCCAGUACAUCCAUCAAACAGCGAAAGAAUGGAUCGUUAAGGCGAUCUCGACGUCGAGGCUGUUGCUAAAUCAGCCUGCGGCUCUUGUAGGCAUAACCGGCCAUGAGAUGCUGCUUCUUUUCCACCACGCGAAGUCAAUGGAUAAUGUCCGGAAAGAGAUAUCACUGUUUCUAUGCUAUAUGUGGCAUCUGGAGACAAUCAGUGGCAGGUCACGCGCACAUCUGGUCCAAGAUCUCGCCGCCAAACCCGACUUUUACACGUUUUGGUACGAUCUGACCAAUUGGGAUGAUUCGACCCUGGCGUGGCGAGGCACUUACAGUACUGACAUUCAAGACUAUCAUGAGCCGAAUGUCAACCUGGUGUACUUGGUCACUGUGUGUCAUCUCAACCUCUGCUUGCGGGAUAUCCUGACAUCAUUGCCGGAAGAGUUCAAGCGAAAGAAUGCCGUCACUUUUCUGGUGAUCGCAAUCCAGUCGGUCAUCAAGGGCUGGCCCGAUUCGAGGUCUUUCGGCCGCACGGAAAUCCUCGAGACAGUCCUGGCGCAAUGUCAGCCUGACAACCAGGCGAUGAUGGGGGCUCUGGGGGAGGCCAACUUCUUCAGCGCCAAAACUUUGCCGACAUCCAAGGACCCCGCGAUCAGCAGCGGAAGUAUCGAAGCUGCCUAUGGGAAGAUAAUGAGAACGUUUGUCCGAGCCGGACUGGACCCAAACGCGAAACGCGUCACGCUUUCACGAUGAAAUGGCUUCGACACUCCUUCACAGAGCGGGGGGAUCAUCCACGGU